AUGUCUGCAUCACCCACAACCGCAAUGUCCUCAGCAAAGCGACCUUUGGAAGACCCUUCCUCCCCAUCCGCCCCAACUGACCUCCCAGAAGCAAAGCGACCAGCCCUUGACAAAGUUGUCCGAGAAGAUGCUACCCCAGCAGGAAUCGAGCCUACAGAUGAUGCUCUUGUCGAAGAACCAACCCCCAAGGAACAUCAAGGACUCCCCACACCGGCGACCAACGGAGACGCCGACACGCAUGCAGAGGCGCCCGCUUCUUCGGAGACGAAUGGAGCUGCAACCUUGCCGCCCGCAGAUACUUUGCCCCUCCCACCGCCAACAUCCCAGAUUGAUCUUCCAUCCCAAGCAUCAACAACAGCAACGCAAGACGAGUCUCAGUGGAUCCAUAUUCGUUCGGUCAUUUCCAGUGCCGAAGCCGCUACUUGCAUUGGUAAAGGGGGUGAAAACGUAACACAAAUUCGAAAGCUUUCUGGUGCUAAAUGCACAGUAAGCGACUACUCUCGUGGUGCCGUGGAACGCAUCUUGACAGUCAGUGGAGCUCAAGACGCAGUUGCCAAGGCCUUUGGACUCAUCAUUCGUACUCUCAACAACGAACCUCUUGAGGCUCCUUCCACUGCACAGUCGAAGACUUACCCUCUACGGCUUUUGAUCCCUCAUAUACUUAUCGGGUCGAUCAUUGGAAAGUCGGGGGUGCGGAUUCGUGAAAUUCAAGAAGCAUCGGGUGCUCGUCUGAAUGCGUCUGAUUCAUGCUUGCCACUUUCUACUGAACGUUCUCUGGUGGUGUUGGGCGUGGCAGAUGCUGUGCAUAUCGCGACAUACUAUGUCGCCGUGACUCUCGUUGAGCAGCUGACUGAACGCUUUGGUGGCCCUGCCGCCUCUGCAUAUGCUACCAGAAGUGGUGGCCCCGCCGGUGUCGUGCCCGGGGGAAUGCAAGUGGUUCCAUACGUGCCACAACCUGCUGGCGGUCAGUACGGCCAUCCAGACAUGUAUAAACGCCACAACACUCAUCCCCCUCAGCGUGUGCCCCCACAACCUUAUGGUGCUCCUCAGAUGCAUGUUCCUCCCCAGCAACCGUUUUCUGCGCAGGCAACACCAUAUGCAGCCACACCUCGAACACCUAGUUAUGGAGGUAUGCCUCAACAGCCCGCGCCAUAUGGACACAUGCCGCCUCAGCCAGCUCCACAUGGCCAACCCGCACAACCAGCUCAUGCAAUGCCUGGACAGCCCAUUACACAACAGAUUUUCAUCCCCAACGACAUGGUCGGAGCUAUCAUCGGCAAGGGUGGCGCCAAGAUCAACGAGAUCCGACACCUUAGUGGAAGCGUGAUCAAGAUUAACGAACCGCAGGACAACAGCAAUGAGCGCUUGGUCACUAUUACUGGCACACAGGAGUGCAACCAAAUGGCCUUGUACAUGCUUUAUUCCCGGCUAGAAAGCGAGAAGCAUCGUAUCUAA
Molecule: messenger RNA, 1455 nt
Organism: Exophiala spinifera
Lineage: Eukaryota; Fungi; Ascomycota; Eurotiomycetes; Chaetothyriales; Herpotrichiellaceae
Exons: 3
Coding region: 1-1455 (484 amino acids)
Biological process (GO): regulation of RNA metabolic process; regulation of gene expression
Cellular component (GO): nucleus; cytoplasm
Molecular function (GO): mRNA binding
Source: RefSeq, a predicted model, not a curated record